Molecule: messenger RNA, 663 nt
Organism: Phytophthora sojae
Lineage: Eukaryota; Oomycota; Peronosporomycetes; Peronosporales; Peronosporaceae
Exons: 1
Coding region: 1-663 (220 amino acids)
Source: RefSeq, a predicted model, not a curated record
AUGGGCCUGCGGUAUGUGGUGGCUUUCGUCGCGCUCGCGCUUAUGCGGCUUGAGCGGAGUGGCGCUGUCCCCACCGACCCCACAGGAAUUCUUACGUCGGACCUCCCACCACCUGACGCUCCCUUACGGAAUCCGCUCCAGACUACGAAGCAAACCGACGAGGCUAAAAGGUUUCUUAGAAAACUAAGAGGGGGAAAAAAUACCGACACGGCGCUCGACAGUGAAGAAGAGAGAGUGCCCAGUCUCUCCACUAUAGCGAACGCGCUUGGUAUGCUUGGGAAUGCCGUGAAAUCGAAGGGCGAGAUGAGUCUGUGGUUAUCCCUAGGACUCACUCCCCAGCAAGUUUUAAGUAUUCUACAAGUGGUGAGCAGGCAAGACGACAACUACAAGAUCUACACCAAGUACUUUUUCCGGUACUACGUCAAGUAUCUCGACGAACCGCUGUCACGCUUUUCUCCUAAAACCAUAGAUGACAUUUGGAACGCGAGGUUGCACGACUGGCUUAGCAACACGCUAUCCCCUCCCCAAGUUUUCGAGAAACUAGGACUCACGGGCCCGUGGGCCUUGGCUCGUGACCAUACAAACUACAAGUACUUUGACAAAUAUCAGAAGAUGUGGGGCGACUUGCAACUGAGAGAGUCAAAACGCUUAGAUAAAUUCUAA